AUGAAUGAUGUGCUCGAACGCCCUCAGGAAUGGCAGGAACUCAAGAGGAUCACCACUGAAUUCAGGGACUUUGCGUUGAGCAUACUUCUGUUGCAUCAUGGACGCGCUGUCAUACGGAUGCACUUCUUCGAUAGCAGCCUCUUCGGCAACAGGUUCUUUGGCAGCAUGUUCUUCAGCAGCAAACUCACCUUGCUGUGUCGUGGCGCCACCCUCUGGAGCCUCGUGUUCAGUGUGCAUGGUGGGUAUGCGGGCAUCAUAAAUGGUACAAAGGUGAAGGAGGACUCCAGGCUUUACAUGGUGUCUGUGCAGCAGGUGAAGAGGCAUGCUUGUGGCGGGUUCUUGGUGGAUAAAUAUUUCGUCAUGACUGCUGCCCAUUGCAUUUAUAAGGAGGUCAAUGUUGUGGCAGGGGUGACUGUUGUAGUUGGGGACCAUAACAUCAGAAAACAGACACCUGGAUCAAGGAAGGAAGUGAAAUACUUCUACAUUCAUCCAAAAUACAAUCCCAAGACACUUGAGAAUGACAUUGCACUUCUACAGCUCGCUGGGGGACUUCAGACAUCCAAGUCUGUAAACUGGAUAGCUCUUCCAGAUAAAGUCACAAACAUUAAGGCUGCAUUGGUUUGCAGUGUGGCUGGCUGGGGUGCCACGAAAACCAAUGGGCGUGAGAAUGUUGAUCUUCUAGAAACAAAUGUGAUCAUCGUACCAAGACAGGAAUGCAAGAAAAAAUGGAAAAAACUGUCUAAAGAAGUUGUGUGCGCAAGCGGUGACAGUGGAUUUUGUCAGGGUGACUCAGGAGGUCCUCUGGUGUGCAACGGCAAAGCUGAAGGUAUUGUGUCUUUCAAUGAAAAGAACAACUGUGACAAGCCAACCAAACCAAAUGUCUACACCAGAGUAUCAGCAUACCUGCCCUGGAUCAACAACAUUUUGAAGAAUCCCAAGAAUUGUGAAGAUCCAAAGUCAAACUCAAAGUCACUUGAGCUUGUUGACGCUAUGGGGUCUGCAGCUAUGCUCUGGCUAGUGGCUUCCUUACAAUUGCUGCUGGACAUCUCAGGUGCAUAUGGUGUUUACGUGGGCAUUAUAAAUGGCACAGAAGUGGACAAUGGCUCCAGGCCUUACAUUGUGUCUGUGCAGAAGGGAAAGACACAUUGGUGUGGUGGAUUCCUGGUGCAAGAGUCCUUUGUCAUGACUGCAGCCCACUGCAUCCAGUGGGGUGUUGAGUUGACUGCUGUGGUUGGGAUUCAUAACAUUAAAAACCCAAAAGCAAGGGUGCCAGUGAAAUUCUACCACAUCCAUCCAGGAUACAAUAACAAGACGCUUGAUAAUGACAUUGCUCUUCUACAGCUUGAAGGUGAGCUUAAGAGGUCUAAGUCCGUGAACUGGAUAGCUCUUCCCAAGAAAGACACAGAUGUCAAGGCUAAAUCCAGGUGUACCGUGGCUGGCUGGGGCAGAACCACAACCAAGGGGGCAGCAAACAAUGUUCUCCUAGAGGUUAAAGUGGACAUUGUGAAGAGAGAGAAGUGUAAGGCAUAUUGGGGAAAUCUCCCUAAAGGAACAGUUUGUGGGAGCACGGGCUUCUGCCAGGGUGACUCAGGAGGCCCUCUGGUGUGCAACGGCAAAGCUGAGGGUAUCGUGUCUUACAAUGAAAAGAACAACUGUGACAAGCCAACUAAACCAAAUGUCUACACCAGAGUAUCAGCACAUCUGCCAUGGAUCAAUGGCAUUCUAAAGAGCUUCAAGAACUGAAGAGACCAGAUGCAUGUUGAUGAAAUUUGGUAGUUUAUUUGUUAUUCAUGUAUUUCUUUAAUAUUAUACUUUUACAAGUAUAUUCUUUCCACAGAACAUUAUUUUAUUUAUGACCUGGUCUGAAGGCUAAAAUUGUAUGCAUCUGUCAUCCAAGCCAGCAAUAGCGUCACGAUGUGGCUUUGCUAGCGUGCUUCAAGUCCAUGUGAACUUUCAUUUCAGCUUCAUGUGAAAUUCUUCACCAUUUUUUUUAUAGCUGUUGACACAGCAAAAUUGUACAAUAGUUCAAAGCUGCAAGGUGGAAAUAUGUGGUGAGAACGUCGAUCACAGCUCAUGUUGGUUUCCUGCGGAUGAGGUCAUUGCUUGAAGCAGGGACCACAGGUUUGCUGCAGGGGUCUGCAGACGCAUGGGGUCCUUACGGGAAAGUGUGCAGAGACACAACGAGGGAGGAAAUAGUUUGAGUCAGCAAAUGUGGUAAUUACUGUGAAACAUUUCUGAAGAAACAUGAUUGUAACUCGAAACGGGACCCCAUUGCAUUUUAUGCAUUGGGAGGGGGGGUCUUUUCAGAUUAUUUUGACCUGUGCUCGAGAAACAGCCGCUAGAGGCCCUGGUCUGAAGUGAUUGUCUUUCAUAAUAAAACUAUGCAUUUGCACAUUGUGUGGUCUGUGA
Messenger RNA from Engraulis encrasicolus (European anchovy), 2409 nucleotides. Its product is annotated as transmembrane protease serine 9-like. Gene Ontology annotation, molecular function: serine-type endopeptidase activity. The record is from RefSeq and is a predicted model, not a curated record. Gene Ontology annotation, biological process: proteolysis. Lineage: Eukaryota; Metazoa; Chordata; Actinopteri; Clupeiformes; Engraulidae. The transcript is spliced from 11 exons. Bases 1 to 1743 code for a protein of 580 amino acids.